Molecule: messenger RNA, 2910 nt
Organism: Magallana angulata
Lineage: Eukaryota; Metazoa; Mollusca; Bivalvia; Ostreida; Ostreidae
Product: paired box protein Pax-6-like
Exons: 6
Coding region: 720-1787 (355 amino acids)
Biological process (GO): anatomical structure development; regulation of transcription by RNA polymerase II
Molecular function (GO): RNA polymerase II cis-regulatory region sequence-specific DNA binding; DNA-binding transcription factor activity, RNA polymerase II-specific
Source: RefSeq, a predicted model, not a curated record
GAAGAUGUGAAAUACUGCAAUGAUUUCAAAACAAUCGGGCAAUAAACAGAAUUCGCGCUUGUAAAAUUAACCUUUUAUGGAUACUAAACUCUGAUUGAGAAGCCCCCCAUCUUUCAUUACUAUCUAUUGAUUAUAAUAAAGCAAUUCCAUGCACUUUUAAUAUGAGACAACUGUUACACGGGUCCGUUAGAUCUUGUUGAAUUAUACUGAAAUAAAAAGUUUGAUAGACAUCUGUAGAUUAUUAAUAUAUAACUGCAGCUAUUCUAUACACCGCCCGGGGGUGCUACACCCAUAGAGCUCGGGUUGUGGUUCUGAGGUAGGCGCUGAUGACUUUGUGGGAUCUAGUUGAUAGCCAUCACCGCUCGUUCAACGUUCAACAACAGGUGCGCGUUUUCAAUUCAUUUAUAUAUGGCCGGGUAGCUAUCCCGUUACGAGUCUAACACGAACCGCUUUAUCCUUCUUUUGAACGGUUAACUUUCUUCCUUUUUUUACCCGCUUUCACAAAUUUAGCACUUUUGCUGAGAGAUUUCCCCCCACUUUUUUUUUAAAAAGAGACAUUAACAGCGGAGAUUCGAUUCGUCAAAUUGCUAAUUAUUGCUCGGAUAUCUCGCAUUUGAUCAGUUUUUGGGACCGGGCUAAUUUCCUGUCGAGUGUUAAAAUUAAUUUUAUUGCAGAAGAUUUAAAUUUCCAAUCAAUGUUUUAAUUUUGCACAGAAGUGGAUGGAUGCUAGAGAGAUGUCAGGAUUUUCACCAAACUCUGCCAUUCCCUCGGGGGUGGGGAACGAUGUGGCGGGUAAAGCCGCCCUCUUCCGACCCUAUGCCCUGCCCCCCUCCCCCAGUGUCAGAUACAUGGAUCGCACGAGCCCGCUCCCCCCUGUGGCCCACCGUGUGAUGUGGGCUCCAUACAUCGACUCCGUUAUUGGGAACAGGAGGAGUACGAUAGGCGGAAGUAAACCGAAAGUAGCCACGCCCACCGUGGUGAUGAAAAUAGAGGAGUACAAGAGUGGUAACCCCACGAUCUUUGCGUGGGAGAUCAGAGACAAACUCCUCAAAGAAGGAAUUUGUACACAAAGUAACCUUCCGAGUGUCAGUUCCAUCAAUAGAAUCAUUCGAAACAGGGCGGCAGAUAGAACAGCAAUGGCGUACGCAAGGAUGCUCAACAAUUCCCUCUAUCAGUUUCCACCCCCUGCUCCACCGCUGUGGAGCUCCAUGUUGUCUUUUCCAGACCCCUCGACCAUCUACAGGCCCCAACAUCGUUCCGAGGAACACACGGAGAUGUUCAAAGCUACACAAGAAUUUGAACCUGUGUGUUCCGAAGAAGAGAAAGAAAUAACCUCAAAGGAUGCAAGUACUCCCAAGGAGGAUGAGGAAACAGAAACAUCGACUUCCAAACUCAGGCGGAAUAGAACGACCUUCACCUCCCAACAGCUGGACCUCCUGGAGCAGUCAUUUCAGAAAGCCCACUACCCAGGCGUCCAGACCAGGGAGGAACUGGCCACCAAAACCAACCUGUCUGAGGCCAGAGUCCAGGUGUGGUUCUCAAAUAGGCGAGCUAAAUGGCGGCGAAGCCAAAGGUUCACUUUUCUGCAUCAAACAACCUAUCCUGUGCUGCCCGCAUUCCCAUCCAUUUCACUGGCUGAUGAAGUCGGAUUUUCUAGUUUUCAAACAGAUGCAAGGUUCAUGAACAAACCCUCUGAUAUUUCAUUCAGUGAAGAACAUGAUGUCAUUGGCAGCAAAGAAUCAGCAUUCAGGAGACUGAAAUACCCAGAGGAAAGAAAAUCUGUAUAGUGAUGUGAUCUUUUUGUGCAAUCUCGUUUUUACAUUUUCAUAAAUGUCCAAACAAAGGGCUGGCCAUGUGCAAUAUAUUACAUUAAAUGAUUUGAUUACAUGCAUUUUUUUUCUCUAUUCUUUGACAGACAUAUUUGAUGACAUGAUUCAUUAAUUAAAGUCUUUAUUUAGGUACAUGUAUUAUUAUUUUAUAUACAGAGGUAACAAAUAGUAGUGUAACUUGCACCAUGUUUUAAUGGGCUAGUAUAUGAUGUUCUCUUUGUUCCCUUCUUUCUUUGUUCUGUAUGCUAAAUACCCAGUAGUUAAAUGCAAAUAUAUUCUAAAAUACAGUAUGUUCGUUUGUUCAAAAGGUUGACCAUGAAAUGAAUAGAAUGAAAAACUUGAACAGACAAUAUAAAGUUUUAAUAAUCAACGAAACAACAACAGAGCUAUUUAUUUACAAUAGAUUGUGGUAAAAACUAGUCUUGUUUUUCAAAUAAAGACAUCAAUAUGUGUACUACAAAGAUCAGGGUUGUCUCUAAAAAUUGAAGUAGAAGGGAGAAAUAAAAAAGUAGAAGGGGUUCUGGGGGUCUAGCGUAUAGCUAGAUUGUGUUUGAAAUGCAAUAAUAGCCGGGUAAUUACGUCACUUUAGGCGGGGAGAUUCCCCGCCUCCCGGGUCUUAGAGACAACCCUGAAAGAUGUACUACUGGUAACUUAUGUAAGUUGUACAAAAACCUAGUACAAUGUAUUACACGUUCUACAUAACAUCAUUUGGCAUGUUUGGUCUGUAUUUACAUCUUUACAUCAAAUUAGAAAAAUGGAUUUUUUCAUCUACAUUUGAUAAUUUCGGUCAAAAGACAGUAAAUACUUAUGGCGAGAAAUCAUUUGCUAGCAGUAUAAAUAUCAUCCUUACAAAUCAAAUAUGAAUCUUGAAAAUAUGUUUUUACCAGGUAUUUUUACCAUAUUUUUAAAAAAAGUUUUACCAUAAUAUAUCCACUCACAUCAUAUAAAAUCAAAUUUGCAGGUUGUAAGUUACCAUAAUGAAUUCAAAAGUCAGCCAUAGGACAAUACUCACAAGUUUAACAAUAAAAAUAUCUUAUUACAUGUAUUACUUGAAAAAUUAAAUCAAAAUCAUGAAAAUACA